This is a messenger RNA of Symbiodinium natans, 312 nucleotides long. NCBI's taxonomy places the organism in Eukaryota, Dinophyceae, Suessiales, Symbiodiniaceae. The record is from the annotation of a GenBank genome assembly.
GCUCCGAAUGCGGACGAGCCCGUCCAUCUCACUGGCUGCAUGCGACGCGUCAUCGUUCGGCCAGAAAAGCUGAGUUGGUAUCUGGAGCCCAACCUUGGCGUUCCAGACACUGACUGGGCAGACCUGCCCGGGAAGGCUGUCAGCCGUGCAACAAACACCCGAACUCGUGCAAAGCACCUUGAUGGGUCAAAGUCGCUCGUGUUGGACUUCCACUUGGGGCCUGGGCAGUAUGCAACGAUGGCUAUGCGGGAGGUUAUGCGGCCACGGCCAUCCAAGGCACCACAACAUCACGUGUUCUUCAGUGACACCGAG